Molecule: messenger RNA, 659 nt
Organism: Chara braunii
Lineage: Eukaryota; Viridiplantae; Streptophyta; Charophyceae; Charales; Characeae
Source: the annotation of a GenBank genome assembly
UACAAUAUCAAUAAUAUUCAAUAUGCUUAAAAAAGUUAAAAGGUUCACUAGAAGGGGAGGCAAGGAGAAACAGUCAGACUCAGCAGUUCCCACAAUGGACACGCUCAGGGAAACUGUGGAAAUGUUGGAGAAGAAGGAGACCCUCUUGCAGAAGAAGAUAGCUGAAGAGGACGAAAGAGCGCAGCAGUUCGCUGCGCAGCGGGACGAGCGAGCAGCCAAGCAAUGUUUGACAAGGAAGAAAAUGUAUGAGAAACAAGUUGAGGAUGUUGCAAAUGAAUCUAUCCGCACACAUGAACUGAUGAUGUUGGUGGAAACUGCAACGUCACAGGAUUUUGUGGCCCAUGCUUUGGGCGAGGGUAGUUCGACUCUGCGGACUAUCGAGGAACGGACUAACGUUCGCAGUGUCGACCGAAUAUCAGAUCAGGUUGAUGGCCUCGCAUGCAAUAUCCGGCAGAUCCAACAAAGGUUGUCGGAGCCCGGGAACACCUACGAGUUCAGCGAAGCUGAGCUGCAGUCAGAGUAUAACGAACUGGAAGCGUUGGUGUUUGCUACGGAGCUUGAAAAUGUGAGAUAAUUCUGAAGAACUUGAAUGUGAAGCAGACACAAGUCACCCAACGAGUGUUGGCCGAGCCUGUUGAGAUCGUUUGGCAAAGACGAGA